AUAAAGUUUUUAUUUACAUGCAUGCAUGUAUGUAUUCGUUGGUUGUGUAUAUAUAUGCAUGCAUCCGGCCUCGAUCCUGCAGUCUGCUCUGAGCACCACCUGACUGCACGGACCAUUAUUGAGAUCGAUCCUUUGAGUUGAGCAGAGCAGCUAGCCAGCCAGCACUUGUACAUACGUUGUUCCUGUGCCACGCGAAGCGCGGAAGAUGGCCGCCGCCGGCAUUGUUGUCGUCCUCUGCAUCGGCCUGUUGUCGUCGUGCGUUGGCCUUGGCCUUGCGCGCGGAGACUUCUCCAUCGUGGGCUACUCGGAGGAGGACCUGUCGUCGCACGAGAGCCUAGCGGAGCUGUUCGAGCGGUGGCUGUCCCGCCACCGCAAGGGGGCGUACGCGAGCCUGGAAGAGAAGCUCCGGCGGUUCGAGGUGUUCAAGGACAACCUGCACCACAUCGACGAGACCAACCGCAAGGUGAGCAGCUACUGGCUGGGGCUCAACGAGUUCGCCGACCUCACGCACGACGAGUUCAAGGCCACCUACCUCGGCCUAAGCCCCAGCGGCGGCGGCGGCGAUGUCGUCCAUAUGCAUCAUGAUGAUGAUGACGAGGAGCCGGAGGAGGAGGGCUCGUCGUCGUCGUCGUCCUUCCGGUUCCGGUACGAGGGCGUUGACGCGGCGCGCCUCCCCAAGUCCGUGGACUGGCGGAGCAAGGGCGCGGUGACCGGGGUGAAGAACCAGGGGCAGUGCGGCAGCUGCUGGGCCUUCUCCACGGUGGCGGCCGUGGAGGGCAUCAACCAGAUCGUGACGGGCAACCUGACGGCGCUGUCGGAGCAGGAGCUCGUCGACUGCGACACGGACGGCAACAACGGCUGCAACGGGGGCCUCAUGGACUACGCCUUCUCCUACAUCGCACACAACGGCGGCCUCCACACGGAGGAGGCGUAUCCGUACCUCAUGGAGGAAGGCACCUGCAGCAGAGGAUCCUCCGCCGCCGUGGUCACCAUCUCCGGGUACGAGGACGUGCCCAGGAACAACGAGCAGGCGCUGCUCAAAGCGCUGGCGCACCAGCCCGUCAGCGUCGCCAUCGAGGCCUCCGGCAGGAACUUGCAGUUCUACAGCGGCGGCGUCUUCGAUGGGCCCUGCGGCACGCAGCUGGACCACGGCGUGGCGGCCGUCGGCUACGGGACGGCGGGCAAGGACAAUGGCCAUGUGGUGGCGGACUACAUCAUCGUCAAGAACUCGUGGGGACCCAGCUGGGGUGAGAAGGGGUACAUCCGCAUGAGGAGAGGCACCGGCAAGCGCCAAGGACUCUGCGGCAUCAACAAGAUGCCCUCCUACCCAACCAAGAACUAACUGAUAUAUAUAUAUAUAUAUAUAUAUAUAUAUGAUGAUCCAACUCGAUCAACCAUCGUCGUCGUCAUGCAUCUGCUACGUACCCGAUCGAUUUAAUUUGGAACGACCAGCCCACUGCACAUCAGGCUGGAUCUACCACUUCGAUCACUAGCUACCUCUUCUUCUUCUUUUUCCAUUUGGUUUGGUUUCACGAUUAUAUAUUGUCCGUUUACUGCUUCAUAUCAUCAAUCAUCCAUCAUGCAUCAACUUUCGCUGUUUGAAAUAAUAAUAAUAACGAUGAAGUUAAUCA
Sorghum bicolor (sorghum) is the source of this 1631-nucleotide messenger RNA. Its product is annotated as cysteine protease XCP2. Gene Ontology annotation, molecular function: cysteine-type endopeptidase activity. Gene Ontology annotation, cellular component: lysosome. Bases 206 to 1342 code for a protein of 378 amino acids. The record is from RefSeq and is a predicted model, not a curated record. The transcript has a single exon. NCBI's taxonomy places the organism in Eukaryota, Viridiplantae, Streptophyta, Magnoliopsida, Poales, Poaceae.